This is a messenger RNA of Gymnodraco acuticeps, 3779 nucleotides long. RefSeq names its product nucleolar protein 6 (RNA-associated) (gene nol6). Bases 123 to 3557 code for a protein of 1144 amino acids. The transcript has 26 exons. Gene Ontology annotation, cellular component: CURI complex; small-subunit processome; UTP-C complex. The record is from RefSeq and is a predicted model, not a curated record. NCBI's taxonomy places the organism in Eukaryota, Metazoa, Chordata, Actinopteri, Perciformes, Bathydraconidae. Gene Ontology annotation, biological process: rRNA processing; tRNA export from nucleus.
UAUUUUGCUAUGUAGCAUGUAUGACUGACCCUGUGCACAUGUGAGAGCGAUAUGAAGGGAAAGCAGUGUUGAUCAAAACUUCAAAAUACCGGAUUUUUCCUCACAUUGGAAUCAGAUCAGACAUGAAAAAUAAGCAACCUGUUGCCGACGACGCAGCAGAGAUGAUUCCCUCCGAGAGUCAUGAGGAGCAGGAGAAAGAGGCUCCGUCUAAAGCUAAAAGGAGCAAACCCGAAGACGCUGGGGGGGAGGAGAGUGUGUAUCAUCCGGUGAAGCUGUCCCGGAGUGAUCUGUACAAACCCCCCUCAGCAGAGGAGCUGAACCAGCUGAAAGAGGCAGAGAGUCUGUUUCACUGCAGCCUGCUGAAGAUGCAGAUGGAAGAGUUGCUGAAAGAGGUGGCCCUGAGUGAGCGCAAGAAACAGCAAAUCGAUUCUUUCAUUCAGACAGUCACCAAGCUGAUCCAGACUGUACCAGAAUCACCAGAGGUUGAGGUAAGUGACCUGUCAUGGCUGUCCAGUGAAGUGAAGGUCCCUUUCCUCCUGGUGCCCAAAGCAACGAAGGGCAAGUUCCACAUGGUGCCUCCUGCUUCUGUGGAUCUGAUCGGCAGCUACCCCCUGGGCACCUGCACCAAACCACGCAUCAGGGUGGACCUGGCUGUCACUAUCCCAGCUGAUGUCCUCCAUCCAAAGGAUGUUGUGAACCAGAGGUAUCCGAGGAAACGGGCACUCUACCUGGCAGGCCUGGCACAGUAUCUCGCAUCUUCCUCUGAAAUUGGAACCAUGCGUUAUUCCUGUCUCCAUGGCAAUCGACUCCGACCCGUUUUGCUGCUGACACCUCCAGGUAAAGACUCCUCCAGCUUCACUGUUAACGUCCAUGCCUGUCCGCCUCCUGGAUUCUUCAAGCCCAGCCGUUUCCACCCGCAGAAAAAUAAUAUCCGGACAGAGUGGUACACUGGAUUGCAGAACUCUCAGUCUGAGGGCACCGAACCUCCCACCCCUCAUUACAAUAGCUCUGUUCUGGGGGAUUUACUGCCCAGGCCGCACCUCCAGUUUCUUUCUGCUGUUGGCUCCCAGUGCUUCGCUUUUGCAGAUGGGGUGGCUUUGCUCAAAGUCUGGCUUCGACAAAGAGAGCUCGACCAGGGCACUGGUUGUUUCAAUGGAUUCCUGGCUUCAAUGUUGUUGGCCUAUUUGCUGAACAGUCGCAGAAUCAGCAACUCCAUGACAGCCUAUCAGCUGCUUCGAAACAGCUUGAACUUCCUGGCAUCUACAGACCUGACAGUGAAUGGAAUAAGCCUCGCCAAAGAUCCUGACUCUUCCGCUCCAUCUAUGGAAGAGUUCCACAAUGUUUUCCAGGUGGUGUUUGUGGACCCUUCAGGACAUCUCAACAUGUGUGCUGACAUGACUGCUUGUACCUACAAACAGCUGCAGCAUGAGGCAUCUGUGUCGAUGCAGUUCUGGGACAACCCCACGGUGGAUGGGUUCCACAGCCUCCUCAUGACCCCCAAACCCAUGAUAAGGACAAGCGACCAUGUCUUCCAGUUAUGUGAUCUGGUAAAGCUUCAGUCCAGCUGUAAGAAACUGGACCUCCUCAGUGAGUUGAUGGACCACAGUGGAAAUUAUGUCCACGCUACGCUCCCCUUUAUUCUGUCACUGCUGCAGCAAGGACUGGGCCAAAGGAUCAGCCUCCUCACCCACUCCCUCUCUCCUGACCCUGAGUGGUCUGUGGAGAGUGAAGCCCCAAAACACAAAGCCCAACCUCCCCUCUGCUUCGGUUUGCUUUUAAAGCCGGAGCUGGCAGCCUCUGUCCUGGAGAGAGGCCCACCUGCAGACAGCCCUAAGUCGGCUGAGUUCCGCCAGCUGUGGGGUUCUCGCUCCGAGCUGCGUCGCUUCCAGGACGGUGCCAUCACUGAGGCAGUGCUAUGGGAUGGAAAGAGCAUGUGCCAGAAACGACUGGUCCCCAGACAGAUCAUUACACACCUGUUACAGCUGCAUGCAGAUAUCCCCGAAAGUGCUAUACGGUAUGUGGGGGCGCUGUUGGAUGACGUCAUCAAAACAGGAAGUGAGGUGCCUAGUACUGGAGAGGAGGAGAGUUUACUGGUUGUUCAGUCCUAUGAUGACCUGAGUAGAAAACUGUGGAGGCUGGAAGGUCUGCCUCUCUCCAUCACAGCAGUGCAAGGAGCCCACCCUGCACUCAGAUACACACAGGUCUUUCCUCCUGUGCCACUCAAGAUGGACUAUUCCUUCUUUGACAAAGAAAAGACUUCCAGAUCAUUGGUGCCAAAAGAAGGCAAACCCUGCCCUGCUUACAUCACCCCUAUCACAGUGAUCUGUCACAUGGAGGGGAGUGGAAAGUGGCCACAUGACCGCUUAGCCAUUCGCCACAUCCGAACCGCCUUCCACAUCCGCAUGGGAGAGUUACUCAAGAAGCACCAUAAUUAUACAUGCAAGCCCUGCCCUACACACCUAGAUGUCUGGAAGGAUGGCUUGGUGUUCCGCAUCCAGGUUGCUUACCAUCGGGAGCCUCAAGUGCUGAGGGAGAGUGUGAAUGCCGUGGGGCUGCUGGUUGUUAGGGACAACGAGAAGGCUCAGGCUCUGGAGAUGGCCACAAAUCACAAGCCGAUACUCACCAGCACAUUGCAUGGUCUCCAGCAGGAGCACCCGUGUUUCGGGGCAGUGUGUCGCUUGGCCAAGCGUUGGCUGGGGGCUCAGCUCUUCAGUGAAGACAUCACAGAGGACACAGCAGACCUGCUGGUGGCGUCCCUCUUCCUGCAGCCCGCACCCUUUACUCCUCCUGGUUCUCCUCAGGUUGGCUUCCUUCGUUUCCUUAAUCUGCUCGCCUCCUUUGACUGGAGGAACAACCCGCUGAUAGUCAACCUCAACAACCAGCUUGCAGUCUCCGACUACACAGAGAUCAAGAAUGACUUCAUGGCCUCCAGGGAGUCUCUGCCUGUCAUGUUUAUAGCUACGCCUAAAGAGACGAAACAAUCCAUGUGGACCAAGAAAGGACCCACUGUACAGAUGCUACAGCGUGUCGUGAUGGUGGCAGCAGAGAGUCUUAAAUUACUGGAACAUCAGUUGAUGGACAGCAACCAGACACAAGAUGUCAGGGUGGUCAUGCGCCCUCCGCUGGAUGCUUACGACGUGCUGAUUCAGCUGAACCCCAAGCAGGUUCCCCUGCUCGUUCAGGCAGUGGACCCCCCGACUGUCACCUUCAGCAGGGGCGCCAUCGCCGGCAGUGCGGGCCAGACUGGAGGGGCCCUGCCUGUCGUGGACUACAACCCUGUGACCCUCUACUUGGCAGAGCUCAGAGAAGCUUUCGGGGACCUGGCCCUCUUCUUCUGUGACCCGCAUGGUGGAACAGUGAUCGCAGUUUUGUGGAAGCCAAAGGCUUUCAUGCCAACACCCUUUAAGACGUCACAGCUAUCAGCUCGGAGCGUGGAGGUGACUGGAGAUGAAGCAAAAACCAUUCCUAACGUCGAAGCAAUACUGGAGGACUUCUGUGUCAUGGGAAAGGGUUUGAUCAAAUCAGUGGAAGCCAGGACUGAAAAAUGGUCAUUUUAAACGCAGUAUUUUCACCAGGUACAUUACAGUGCAUUACAAUAUCUUUGUUUUUGUUUGUGCCUGACUUGAAAACUUCAAACAAUGAAAACAUAAAGACAUCUUGGACAUUUUGUUAACAAUAUUAUAGGUUAAUACAUUUGCUGUUAAAGAUGAGCCAGGUGAUUUGUUUUGUUGAUGCAAUAUCAUGUCUAAUAAAUGCUUAUCUACACUUUUUGAUUCAUA